AUGCCUGCAGCUUUGAGCAACGGUACUCAGCGGUCGGGACAAACUACUGUUCCCAAAAAGCUGGUUCUCUGUUUUGAUGGCACAGGAAACACUUUCACUGGCUCCAACUCCGACACCAACGUCGUGAAGAUAUUGAGUAAACUGGAUCGCAAUGAUCCAAAUCAGUAUCAUUACUACCAGACUGGUAUCGGCACAUAUGAUAUUAAUGACGAGUCUGUCAACAAAAGCUGGUUUGGUGAGAUGCGAAGCUCCAUCUCCCAAACUAUUGAUCAGGGAAUUGGCACGACCUUUGAUGCUCAUGUUCUUGCGGGCUAUCGAUUUCUCAUGCGUUACUACGAUUCUGGCGACAAGAUCUACAUGUUCGGUUUCAGCCGCGGCGCCUUUACGGCCAAGUUCCUGGCACGUAUGAUCCAUACUGUUGGUUUGCUCUGCAAAGGCAACGAGGAGAUGGUCCCCUUUGCCUACCGUCUUUAUCAGCGCUACCUGGCAGGCGAGGUCGAGGACUUUAUUGUCGCGCACCCCAAGAAGUCCAAGAAAGACAAUGGGAAACCUCCACAAGCUAAAGCUAAUGGAAACAACCAAACCCCAAUCAUGGAUGAUGACCAGGAGCCGCUCCAGGAUGGCCACCAAGAAGGCGAAGACCCAGUGGCCCAUGGACACAGAUAUGAAGUCGCUCGAGACGAGAUCGAAGCUUUCAGUGACACAUUCUGCCGCAAGGAGACGGUAAUGCACUGCGGACAGAUGGAGGAGUCUAACAUCAAGGUCUUCUUCCUGGGCAUUUGGGACUGUGUCAACUCCGUUGCCGUCUUAGAACGCACCACGCCUGUGCCGGUUCCAGUCGUAGGCACAGCCCACCAUGUCCGACAUGCUGUUGCUGUCGACGAACGCCGCGUCAAAUUCAAGGCGGCACUGCUCGCCCAAGAUAUCCGUGAUACUGAUCACACUCACGAAGAUAUCAAGGAGGUUUGGUUUCCAGGGUGUCACGGAGACGUGGGCGGCGGUUGGCCUGCUUCUGAUGAUCAUCCUCUUGAUAACCGAGGUGAGAUGACCUUCUGGGAGCGCGUCAAGAAUUUCUGGACGAGCCGCAAGAAUAAGGGACCUAGUAAAGCACUAGGGUGCGACCGUUUCCAGAUGAGCGACGUCCCGCUAGCGUGGAUGAUCCGUGAGGUCGAGCUUGUUGGCGAGCAAGAGCCGUCAGCAUCUCUCAAAUGGCGCGAAAGCGUACAUGCAUUCAAGGCUCGUUUUGCCAAGAAGAAGAAGCAAGCGCUCAAAGGAGUGAUACAUGACUCCCUCGCAUUUGGCUGCGGUACAGCCUUCUUCAGAGUCCUGUUAUGGAAGUUCAUGGGUAAGGAGAUCCCUGCUGCAUUUCCUAUCUGCUAUUGCAUACACUGA
Messenger RNA from Colletotrichum spaethianum, 1392 nucleotides. RefSeq lists its product as uncharacterized. Lineage: Eukaryota; Fungi; Ascomycota; Sordariomycetes; Glomerellales; Glomerellaceae. The coding region runs from base 1 to 1392 and encodes 463 amino acids. The record is from RefSeq and is a predicted model, not a curated record. The transcript is spliced from 3 exons.